Castor canadensis (American beaver) is the source of this 1898-nucleotide messenger RNA. It is a transcript of the gene Snx21, whose product is annotated as sorting nexin family member 21. Gene Ontology annotation, cellular component: early endosome membrane. Gene Ontology annotation, biological process: protein transport. The record is from RefSeq and is a predicted model, not a curated record. NCBI's taxonomy places the organism in Eukaryota, Metazoa, Chordata, Mammalia, Rodentia, Castoridae. Gene Ontology annotation, molecular function: protein binding; phosphatidylinositol phosphate binding.
GCCGUCUCGGAUCUCCCGGAGCGGUGGGAGGGUUCGAGGAGGGUGCGCACCUGGCAAGAUCAGAGCCCGGCUCCUCGGGAGGCCUGGCUCCCUCAGGCGACUCCGCAUUCCCAGGUCCCUCCCGGAGCGCGGAGCCCGGGAUUCUGGGCUGCUCCGAGGGCGGGCGGGGCCAGGGGCGGGGCGGCGGCAGGAAGCGGCCGGAGCGGCGCUCAGGACGGCCUGGGCCCCCGGCCUCGCUCGGCGGGCGGGGGUCCUCCUCCAGACCCCCGCCCAGGGCCUAGCGUCGCGCGCUCCACCCAGGGUGCCAUGGCCUCUCGGCUCCUGCACCGACUGCGGCACGCUCUGGCCAGCGAUGGCCCCGGGGAGGCGGCGGCCGCGGGCCCCGAGGCCGAGCAGUUCCCUGAGAGCUCCGAGCUGGAGGACGACGACGCCGAAGGCCUGUCCUCCCGCCUCAGCGGCACCCUCAGCUUCACCAGCGCUGAGGACGACGACGACGACGAAGACGACGAGGACGACGAGGAGGCCGGCCCUGACUCGCUGCCCCCCAGGGACGCGGCAUCAGGAGAAGACGCAGAACGGAGCCCCCCACCCGAUGGGCAGCGGGGCAGUCAACUCCUGGCCCGGCAGCUGCAGGAUUUCUGGAAGAAGUCACGGAACACCCUGGUACCCCAGCGGCUGCUCUUUGAGGUGACCAGCGCCAAUGUUGUCAAGGACCCUCCCUCCAAGUACGUGCUCUACACCCUCGCCGUGAUGGGCCCAGGGCCGCCAGAUCGCCAGCCAGCCCAGAUCUCUCGCCGCUACUCAGACUUUGAGCGGCUGCACCGAAACCUGCAGCGGCAGUUCCGGGGCCCCAUGGCUGCCAUCGCCUUCCCCCGUAAACGCCUGCGCCGGAAUUUUACCGCAGAGACCAUUGCCCGUCGAAGCCGGGCUUUUGAGCAGUUUUUGAGCCACCUGCAGGCAGUGCCCGAACUACGCCAUGCCCCAGACCUGCAGGACUUCUUUUUGCUGCCAGAGCUGCGGCGGGCGCAGAGCCUCACCUGUACUGGCCUCUAUCGUGAGGCCCUGGCACUUUGGGCCAAUGCCUGGCAGCUGCAGGCCCAGCUGGGCACCCACUCUGGCCCAGACCGACCCCUGCUGACUCUAGCUGGGCUGGCUGUGUGCCACCAGGAGCUGGAGGACCCUGGAGAGGCUCGGGCAUGCUGUGAGAAAGCCCUUCAGCUGCUGGGAGACAAGAGACUCCAUCCUUUCCUGGCACCUUUUCUAGAGGCUCAUAUCCGGCUCUCCUGGCGCCUGGGCCUGGAUAAACGCCAAUCAGAGGCGCAGCUCCAGGCUUUACAGGAGGCAGGCCUCACCCCCACACCACCCCCCAGCCUCAAGGAAUUGCUCAUUAAGGAGGUGUUGGACUAACCCUUGUCUAGUCUUCACUGCAGGGAGAGGGGGUGCCCCAGAAUCAAAGAGGGUGGCACUGGUGAAGACAUGAGGGCUUCAGGGGCUGCUGGGAGCCCUUAGAAGUUCCACAAAGAAUUUGCAACAGAGAAGGAAAUUUUCUUCUUUUGAGCUGGGCUCAGGAGGAGCUUUAGCUGGGGUUGCCCCAGCAUGGUACAAGGAGGAAGUCUGACACAGCUUCUCUAGCCAGAGCCUUGCAACCUAGGUUAGGAUCAAUGUUUCCUUCCCUUUAGGCCUCUAAUCCAGAAAGGCAGCAGGCUGCAGGGCUGGGGACUGCUGCAGGAGUGUUGAAGUUGAGGGAUGGCUGCAGUUCUGACCCAGGGGAAUUAAAGGUCAGCCACUUCUAUAGUAUCAGUCCUUUCAUUGGAUGAGAAGUGGAAGGCCCAACCCUCAACUGUAACUCCUGCCUCAGGAAUGGUGGUAGAAGGAAGGUCCUUGAAGCUCCAGGCCAA